Physeter macrocephalus (sperm whale) is the source of this 2139-nucleotide messenger RNA. RefSeq names its product solute carrier family 25 member 21 (gene SLC25A21). Bases 30 to 929 code for a protein of 299 amino acids. The transcript has 10 exons. The record is from RefSeq and is a predicted model, not a curated record. Gene Ontology annotation, biological process: transmembrane transport. NCBI's taxonomy places the organism in Eukaryota, Metazoa, Chordata, Mammalia, Artiodactyla, Physeteridae.
CCCAAGCAGUGGUGGUCUGGCUUGCGAAGAUGUCCGCCAAGCCCGCUGUCGGCUUCGUGAACGAGGCUUCUCGGCAGAUCCUGGCCGGUGGUUCCGCUGGUCUUGUAGAAAUUUGCCUGAUGCACCCUCUCGAUGUGGUGAAAACCAGGUUCCAGAUUCAGAGAUGUGCAACUGAUCCAAACAGUUACAAAAGCUUAGGAGACAGCUUUCGAAUGAUUUUCCGCACAGAAGGGUUGUUCGGUUUUUACAAGGGAAUCCUGCCACCCAUCUUGGCUGAAACACCAAAAAGAGCAGUGAAGUUUUUCACCUUUGAGCAGUACAAGAAAUUGCUAGGAUAUGUGUCACUGUCACCAGAAUUGACCUUUGCCAUUGCUGGAUUGGGAUCUGGACUAACAGAAGCCAUUGUGGUCAACCCUUUUGAGGUAGUAAAAGUUGGCUUGCAAGCCAAUCGGAACAAAUUUACAGAGCAGCCAUCCACCAUGAGUUAUGCAAGACACAUCAUUAAGAAGGAAGGCUUGGGACUCCAGGGCCUCAACAAAGGGUUUACAGCAACUUUGGGACGUCACGGAGUUUUCAACAUGGUUUAUUUCGGCUUCUACUACAAUGUCAAAAACAUUAUUCCUGUCAAUAAGGAUCCAACCUUGGAGUUUCUGAGAAAAUUUGGGGUUGGUCUUCUCUCAGGCACAAUAGCCUCAGUCAUUAACAUCCCUUUUGAUGUUGCCAAAAGUAGGAUUCAAGGGCCUCAGCCAGUUCCUGGAGAGAUCAAGUACAGAACCUGUUUUAAAACAAUGGCCACGGUCUAUCAGGAAGAAGGCAUUUUAGCUUUGUAUAAAGGCCUGCUUCCCAAGAUUAUGAGGCUUGGACCAGGUGGUGCAGUGAUGCUGCUGGUUUAUGAAUACACCUAUUCAUGGCUUCAGGAGAACUGGUGAUUGCCUACAGAGUAUUUUUCCCCCUUGUGAUAAUGGAUAUUCAUUAUACAGCACCAUGGGAAGAAGAGAAUAUCGAUCAGCUGAGCCGAUACAAUGAUAAAUUAUAAUUAUACAAUUAUAUACAAUUAUAGAGGGCAAAACAGUUUGUUCAAGAACAAAACCUAUUUUGAUACUUCAAAAAUUAUCUCUAGACAAUUAGAAACUGUCGUUUUGGUCAUAUCCAUAAAACUGUGAGAAGAAAAUUACUACUAUGCAGCAAUGAGGUAUAUAAACUGAAUAUAGAAAAAUAGCAUGAAAUCAGAUAUAUUUCAUAAAAGCAAUAUAAAUAUUAUGACCUAUGUUCCUCUUACACGGCUUCACAAGGAAAAUUCAUUGUAUUGAUGAUUAUUUUCUCCCAAAAGUUCAAGAAGUGCUUAAAAGUGAAAAAAAAUUAAGCCAAAAUUUAAACAGUUUUUAUAAGGAAUUAAAUUCUUCCAUAAAUAGUAUUUAAUCAUAUACAAGGAAAAUAUUUCUAAAGUGUAUUAAAAUGACCUUUUAAAAUUUUAUGUUAAAAUGUGAAUUUGUUGGUUUCUUUUAGUAAUAAUACUCAUCUCAGCUAUAUUUUCCUAAAUCUACUUUAUAUUUUGCACUGUUGGUUAAUAUUUUUAAAUCAUGAUAUUUGAAGUCUUUUAUGACAAAUAUAAAACAUGAAAUUAUAUUAAACUACUUUCCCGUUGAAAACAAGUUUUAAUGCUGAAAUAUUUUCAUGCUAAAUCACAAAUUCGAACCACUCCUUGGGCCCGUUUGUGCUACCUGUAUUUGCAUCAAAUACCUUUGUUCAGAACUUUUACCUAUGCCAUUCUUAAAAAUGAUGUUUAGAAUAAAACUACAUUUCUAGGUUAUUGGUUUUAAGUGACUGUUUCAGGUGUGAAGUCGACUAACUGCAGUGUUAGAAUAUGUAUUAUGAAGGGGAAAAUGUUUCAAAGCAGAAGUACAUUCUUAGCAUUUCCAAAGAUUCCUGUACUAACAUGCACUCCAAAAAUUAUCUCCCUGGCAUUGAUAUAACCAAACUUAAUUUUAUAUCCGCAUCCUGAAAUGAUGCUACUUCAGUAGCUAGAGUCAACAAAAAUAUCUGCAUGUUCUAGAUGGCACCUGUUCUUAACUACUACAAGGUACUUCUGCCAUGAAGCUGUGUCACUAAAACAUUUUGAAAAUAAAAAAUGAAAGAUAA